Messenger RNA from Ictalurus furcatus (blue catfish), 9815 nucleotides. RefSeq names its product cilia and flagella associated protein 54 (gene cfap54). NCBI's taxonomy places the organism in Eukaryota, Metazoa, Chordata, Actinopteri, Siluriformes, Ictaluridae. The transcript has 69 exons. Gene Ontology annotation, molecular function: protein binding. The record is from RefSeq and is a predicted model, not a curated record. Gene Ontology annotation, biological process: cilium assembly. The coding region runs from base 550 to 9612 and encodes 3020 amino acids.
AAAGUAUGAUAGUACGCCCCGCCCACAGCAUCAAAAGUGUAAUAGUACGCCCCGCCCCCAGCAUCAAAAGUAUGAUAGUACGCUCCGCCCCCCAGCAUCAAAAGUGUAAUAGCACUUAAUUAGAGCAUGAGAAAAUGAAAGGUCUCCAGGCUACAGGGAUACAUAGUAAAACCGAGGUUAGCCAUAAUGUAUCGUAGUAAAACCAUGAUAAACCAUAGUGGUUUAAGGGUCACUCAGCCAACAGAUAUAACCCUGCUAAAACACAGAGCUUUAACCUGUAAAAAUGGAGUGAUUCAGUGUUAUCUUGUUUAGAAUUUUUUUUUUUUUUUAUAUAUACUAGAAUUUUUUUUGUAGAACGUUAGCUAUCCCUCCAAGUCAACCAAAUUCUCUCUCAACCUGGAAGGUUGCCCCUCUAAGAUGGCGGCGCGGUUGACGUAUCUAUCUACUCCUUUUGCCGGUGCUUUGCCACAGCACCGCGCCUGCUCGUCUCUAUAGCAACAUUAAUAAACUUUUGCUGCUCGGUUAACUCGAUGGUUACUCGGAUACAAAAUGGAGCCUUUAACAGCUUCAUAUUAUGGAGCCUUAGAUAAGACUAACCCUGUCAUUUCUGCUUUUGAGAAGGAUUUGAAAGAGUUUAAAUCGUAUAUGAAAAGAAUUGGUGAUUCACUAACCUUCGACCACUUCUCUUAUUCAAGAGGGUCUUUGAAACUGUUUGACAUCUGGAAGAAAUAUGAACCUCGUCUCCCGAGCCCUUAUUACCAGGAGCAUGUGCUGGACAUCGCAGAUUUUCUUUUCGAGAAUAAAUUUUACAGAUUGGCACUGUGGCAGGGAUACACACGCUACCUACACCGGUUCUCUCCUGCUACCUUGGAGAACAUCAGAGAUGUGGAGCAGUUCAAGCAGACCUUCUUCUCACAUGGCUUUCAUGCUGCAGGAGCAAAGCUUACACUCCGGGCUCUGUAUGGGGAAUGCUUGUGUGCCUUUUACUUGGUACGCGAAAGGUGCAAGCAGCCAGGUUGCAUCGGGGUGCAGAAACUGCUAAGCGUUCUAGCGUUUUUGCGCAUCAUGAUGCAGGCCAUCCUGCCCCACGAGAGCCUGUGCUGGAUGGUGUACAAUGGUUCUUUAUACAUCUACAACAUAUGUAGGUUCUUGAUGUCCAUGAGUCACUCUGCACAGGCUCUGGAGUAUUUACUGUGGGCAUGUGUGUGUCUGGAGACCUCCAUCCCACUGCUAAUUCCCAGUUUCCUGCCCUGGAGAGCAACACUGUACUGUAGUGUUUGUGAAUGUUACUAUGAUGGCCAGGCUGCUGUGCAGGCAGAGGUGUUUGCUAGGCGAGCUCUUGGUAAAAUAGAUGAACUAGGGAAGCUGGAGAAGUUGAGUGGGUUCCCAUCAUCACCGGAGACAAAGCGAGCCUUUAAAGAUGCCACCAUCAAAGUUGCAGUCAUGGUGUUUAAACGCUCAGUGUAUGAAUCUCGGAGGAAACGUAAAGGAUUAUUCAGGUUAAAACAGAAGGGCAAUCUCAGGGAUGGCCAGAAUAAUCCAUGGCCACGUACAACAACUGAGCGCAUCCUGAUGGAGCUGUUUGAAGGAAAUGCUGCUCAGUUCCUGGCAGUGUUGGAGGCUCUGUGGGACAGUUCCCGCAGACCCCUGCAGACUGGCACACCGGAUGACCCUGAUUUACAGGAGGUGGCAUUUGAGCUCAUGUCAGCUGGCAUGAGCAUACUAUCCGGAAAUGGUGGCUCCUCCGAUCGAGUCCGCAAUGACAGCUUGCCUUUAUCUUUGAAUGCCCUCACUCCUACUUGCACCCUCAUGGAGAUGGCAAUAGCUGGGGAGAAUCAGAUUUCAGUGGAUGCUGCAGUGAAGUUUGUGAAGCUGUUGGUUAGAUAUGAACAGUGGGAUCUGUUUUGCAGCCUUUCAGACAACCUUGUGACAGUACUCUCUAGACUGGAGGGACGUCUCUUCCGGAAGGCUGAGUUGGAGCUUACUCUGCUGGAGGCCAUGGAGCGUCUUGUGUCCACUCAAAGACUCCGGCUGGGGACCAAAGACCUCAUGUCUGAGAUUCAAACUGAUAAAGACCAAUCUUUGGGGCUAAUUAGCAUGACAGAUGAGCUCCUAAAUCUGGUCCAGACUCUACAUGUAUGCGUGUGUGAGGCAGCUCAGGACAUCAGACCGGAUGAGGAUCUGGUGCUGGAUAUUGUACUGUUCCUCUGGGCGAAAUGUAAGAUUGUGUUUCAGAGAGCUCAGACCAGACACUAUGACCCAGUAUGCUACAUGGCCAAAAUGGCCUUUCCGGACAAGUGGGUCCAGACUCUGUUCCUUCUGUGUGAGGUGGCUUAUACGUGUCAGCUGGCUGAUAUAGACCCGGUGGCAGUGGCUGAGAUGACUCUUAGACUGGCCUCAGUGCUGGAGGGCCUUGAAGACUUGCCUCCACUGACCAUCCUAACUAAAGACUCAAAUGAAGCCAGCAGUCUACCGUCCACCCCUGUAAAGAAAUCUACAGCCACACCUAGUAUGAACUCACAAGCAGAGCAUCUUGAGGUGGCGUGGACUGUGCUGGAGAAAGGCCUGGAGUGUGUGUCAAGAGGCAGGACUGUAUGUCUCCCUCGUGAUGCCUCUGCCAUCUGUGACACUGUUUACUUACAGAAGUUUAGUGGAGAACAUUUGAGAUCUUAUGGGGAUGGACAGAUGGAGAGUACUAGCAGUUCAUCAUGCAUGAGAUCUCUCUUAAUGGAUAUGCAUAUGGAACUACUGGCUUUCCAGCACAGAGUAUCCCUCAAACUCCUAGAUACCUACUUGGAUGAUGAGAAGCCUGAGAGGAGAAAGAAGCCACUUACGCAAAGUGCACAGUCUACUGCUGUAAAUUUAAAGCGAGCCAGAGCGGAAUGUGCACUGCAAGAGAAGAUUAAGAAGAAUAAAGUCUCCAAAGUUUUGUUUCUGGAGCAGAAAGCCUUACUUUCCUACAGGAAAGAUGCUACUAACAGAGGCACCAAAAAGCUUCUUGAGGAGGCUUUGGCAUUACUGGAGAAAGCAGGUGUUGAUGAGAAGCGGCUGGUCAGUGCUGCUACUUCUGCAGAGAUGGGAUCAGGAGUGGAAAAAGAGUGUAGACCUCCUCCGCCUCCUGUGCUGCUGUCACGUAGCAACCAAUCUUUAACUUUCACACCAGCGCCAUACGUGCUAGAGGAGCAGGUUUGCUGGUAUCGUAUUUAUGGACGAGAAGUCAAAGGCGUCAACCUGAAAGUGCGGAUUGGAGACUGCCACCUGGUUGGCACUGGUGAAACGAUUCCUUCUAGAGGAGAACGCUUGUUUUGCAUAAGUGGCCUGGAGCCCAACCAGAAGUAUAUCUUUGCUGUGGCAGCCUACGAUGCUCAGGGCAACCUGAUUGGAAGCAGUAUUGGAAAUACCACCAGGCCAGUUCUGGCCUCCCUCCCCCUGCCUCUGUUGACAGCCUGGACACAUCUGGCUCGGGUGGCCUACGAAACAGGCCAAUAUGCACUAGCCAAGAAAGCCUGCAGUGAGAUUUGGAGCCACUUUACCCUGCCGUCAGUCACAGAUUCUGGAGCCUCUCAGGAACCAGUGGAUGAGGAAGCUCCUCAGGGGCUUGUCCAAACAAAAUUGUGCCCAGAGACAUUGCAGCUCUCCUCUCCUCUACUACAGCAGCUUUUCCUCACCACAAUCUUUAUGCAGACUGACAUCCACAUCCAGGAGAGAGCACUAUAUUGUGACACCCUCAGUGAUGGAAGCCCUUUGAUCUGGGGACAGGAGGCUAGACUUGCAGAGUGUGAAAGGAUGCUUGUGGCCAUAGAUCUGUCUCUACAUCUCAAUGAUAGCAGUGCUGCUUUGCAGGCUGUAGUGAGUUGCUAUGGCCUCCUGGUACCUCUUAUCUUCUAUCAGAUCCCAUCACACCCUGUGAUUCAGGUGUUGUUGAAGUGUCUGAUGGUGCUGCAAGAGAUUCCAGCUGCAUUCAAACAGAAAAGGCGUGUAACUACUACUGAAUCACUAUAUCAUAUGGUGGCCUGCAUCAUACACUAUGUGGCCAAGGGCUUGCAAGCCUUGAAAGAGGACUGCAUGGCAUCUUCAGUGAUGGAUCAGGGCAAACAGCUCCUACUGGAGAUGAGUGAGAGUCUCCAGCAGCAUGAUGGGGUACCCCAAAAGAAGGCAGUGGCUGCACAGGAGGGUGAAACUAGUGAGGAGUUGAAGGCUUUGGCAUGUAGUGCUUUGAAGCAGCAUGAAAAAAUGGGAACACUUGUAAACUGUGAUAAUCCAACCUGGAACGGAGAAGCAGACUAUUAUGAUCAUGACCUCAGUGGAGAAGAGGACCCCAAAAUUCUGUACAAGGUCAUUGGUUCCAGCUCCCUCAGGAAUGCUUUCAAAAACGUAAUGAAGUUUAAACAGGUGUCUUGCUUCAUGGAGUAUGCUGCACUCCUGUUGCAGAAAGCUUUGCAAGAGGAUCAGUUGGAACUGCUAAUACAGUGGGGACAAGAAAUCUUCAGCUGGAUUAAGAGCCGAGAUGAAAGUUUGAUGUUGCCAAAGAAGCCUAAUGGGAAAUUAAGGAAAGAUCAGAAGACAUUCACGAUAUCUAUCAUACAGUAUUGUAAUAAAAUAAACAGAUUUUACAAAAAGAAGAAUGAGUUGCAGAAGAAAUCAAUUUCAAGCUCAGAAGACUCUGAGAGAGAGUUCAAGGCGGUGGAGACAAUGAUGAAACAGGUGGGUUCAGUGAGAAGGCACCAGAAGCAGAGGGUGAUGAGGAAGGUCUGCUCAGACGAGUUGCCCUGGCGAUGCCGCGCCAACCUGACGCUGGCUCAAGCACACUUGGGUCUGCUGAGAAAGAACUUACACCUUCACCCUGUAACACCUCUCCAGCACUGUUACAGCAAGUUACCUCUGCACUUCUUCUCCUUGGCCCAUACUGGAACACUAGUGAAAUGGAAAAAUAUUUCCCUACACACCAAACCUCCUGAGUUGAGACCUUCAAUCCUCAAACCCACCAUUCACAAAGGAGCACCAAACAUCAGUGGAGAGGGAUCUGGGGAAAGUGAAGUGGAGAGUGAGUUGGACACUCCACGUACACAACUGACCAUUGAUUCAGAAAGCAGUGAAACAGCUGAAACUUCUACACGCCACAUCCUCUUUAAGCCACUGAACACAAUCUACAAGGCCUCACUACACCUCAGGAGAGCCAUGGUUCUGGCCUAUCGUGGAAGUCUUUGGACAUCUCUGCAGUGGGUGUGUGAGAUCCUCUGGGACCAGUUCAGCACUAUUGCAUUUCUGGUGGAAUGUAGACAGAGCUCUGAGACUCCCAGCACACUGACAGUAGAUCAGUUCUACACAGAGUUCACACCCCUGCUGGCUCUGGCUUCAGAGCUGCUCAUGGAUAUGAUGGAGAAACUACAGCAGUGGAAGGCAUAUGAUGAGGAAGGUGAAGAUCUGGAGGCCAGGCCUCUGAAUGAUGGAGUGCUGGUAGAUCUGAAGUGGAUGAAGAAUUUGGUGUUGCACACAUUGGAGCUCCUCUUCUACCAGGCCAAAUGGGAAACUCUUGCCCAUCUUGCUUUGCUAUACAACUGUUAUACACGGGAACACUACACUCAUAUGAUAACGCCAGUACUGGUAUAUGCUCAGAGAAGACUGCUGGAAAGAAUAAGCUACUUUGGAGGCCCUUCAGUCCCUCAGCCACACUUCACCUACACAGAGUCCGUUACUGGAGAAAAGGUGACCUGUAGGAACUAUUCAGGCAAGCAGCUGCUCUUACGUUCCAGUGUGGAGGAUUGGCGUGAGAAUACUGCAAGCAGUGCUGCCUCAGAACCUCUGGAGGUGGCAGAGAGGGAAAGAGCUAUGUGUGUGGUUUCUGUACCGCUGGACAUUGAUGACACCCUGCGCUGCUUCAGAGAGUCCCUGGCCAAGAGACGUUACACACUUCGUGCCUUCCAGCACAGCCGCACACUGCUCAUGCUUCUGCUAGCUGAUGCACAGCACUCAAUAGAGGUGCCAUUCUGUAAGGAGUCCUAUCCUGGCUCAGAGGGCAGAGUGGAGUUUAACAUAGCAGCCAGCAGUGCCCCGUCCAUCGGUCCUCCAGACCUGUCCAAUGAAGACUACAACUCUGUGGGCUCUGUGUACAGCUUGCCCCUGUCUCCCUCACACAUCCAGACCAUCCUGUCCUCCUAUAACAGCUCUAUCAAAUACCUUCAGGCAAAUAAAUAUAACUCCCUGCAAAUUCAAGCUCUGCGUGACCUUGGGAAUCUGCACUUCUACAAUGGAAAUCCAAAGGCUGCUCACUCAAAUUGGAGCAAGGCUCUGGACUGCUCCCUGCAGACCACUAAUGUGCUAGAAUCCUGGGAUGGUGAUUCAUGGGGCCAUAACUCCUCUGAACAGCCCCUGAGGCAUGCUGGGAUAUGGGGCUGUCUCCAGGGUGCAUUGCUGUCUGCGAAAAUUGCUCAGUAUAUCUUAACAUCUAACAUAAGCCAACGAACAAAUUGCUGCCUUCUCUCUGCUAAGCUCUUUAAGUGUCUGUUGAGGGCGUCCCUGCCUCAUCCUGAUAAUGAUUUGGAAUACUCUUCUUACACGCUGAAUACGGCGCUCAUCCCUGGGGUGAAUGUGUUCUGGUCAGAGUCGGACCAGACUCUCGUUGGCAGCACUGUGGCCACCCUGGGCUUUGUGUGUCACUGGCUCUACACCUCAGGACAUCACCUCUCAGCACUUCCUCUUCUGGUUCUCUACCAAUAUGUAGCCAGCAAAGUGUGUCAGCAGCCCCAUCUCUCUGCAGGAUGCAGAAUAAUGAAGGUAAAGACGCUGACUGAGCUGUGCCUGUUUGCUGAGGCAGUGAAAGAGAUACACAGUCUAGGUGAUGGAGAGGAAGUCCCCCUGCCUCACAACAGCUACACUAGAGCAGAGAAAGCUUCGACAUGGAAGAAGUUCAGUAAUUAUAAACCUCUCAUGGAUCCUUAUAAUCUUGAGGUUCUGGAGGAGCUGGUGAACAAGAAACUCAGUGAAGACAUCGUGGCUUUGUACGGCACCAAAUUGACCUGCCGACUGCAUCUGGCCAGGCUUCAGCUCAUCUUGGCCAUGUGUAGUACGAUUCAUGACCUAGCUGAGCCAAUUUCAGAGGUUUUGGAGACACAGGUGAGGAGCUCCAGUACUCCUAGACUGCACGAGUCCAGCAGAGACGAGUCUCCCAGCGGCCCCUCCUUGAAGAGUGUGAAACCCAAAGGCCUGCAGUUCUGGCUCCAAAAAGACACACUUACUCCAGGACAAGUCAAGGCUUUGCUACUAAAAGAGAGCUUCAGCCAGCUCAACUCUGAGCUGUUUGCACUUCAGCACAUCCACACAGACCCUGAGGAGCUGGAGCUGGCUGUGGAGAUCAGACUGAUGCUGUCCAGUGUCAACCUGCAGCAGGGCAAAGCUGCCUCCAGUGCAGAUCAGGCGGCAUCUGCUCUCAGGUUACUGCAGGACUCACCAUUGCUCCAGAUUGACAGUCUCCAACAGCUGCCCCCCAGACGCCCAUCUUCUGUGCAUAAGCAGUCCAGUACCAGAGCCGAACAUGAGCAGCUGUAUGAGCCAGAGGCAGAUACCGGGCCUCAGCUAGGAGACAUGCCGGUAGCAGUGGAAGCUUUAGAGCACAUGGGUCGCUCACUAUGGCUCCGCUGCACACUGUCUGUGGUCCAGAGCCUCACUGCACACAUCCCUGGCACUGCCAUCUACCCAGGUGUGGACAGUAGUGUGGAGGCGGACAGGUUGAUAAAACAAGGCCUAGCUGAGGCUGAAGCCUGGGGAGACCCAGACACACAGGCUCUACUGCUCCUGCAGGGGGUCACGUUGAACACACACUGUGGUAGAGUGCCGGAGGAGAGCGUCUCCAUGCUGCAGGAGACAGUAAGUCUGCUGUCUGGCCGUAGUACCCUUUCCAUGCAUUCUGGUCUGUCACUUGCUAAGGCUACUCUGCUGCUGAGUGAACUGAGGGGCUCAGAUGGUCAGCCGCUUUACUUGCUCACUCAGAAACUACUACAGCAGCAGCUGAAGACACUGGGGGAGUGUGUUGUGCAGAAGGCAGGGGGAGGACUGCGGCUGCUCUCCACUCCAGCUUGGAGGAAUAUUUACCACCCACAGCUCCCUCUACUGGCCAAGACAACCAUGCGUUUGGGUCAGUGUUUGGCCCUGCAGGCCAUGGUGAGCUCAUCAGAAAAAGAUGAACAACACUCAAAUCUGUGGUUAUUGGCUCAGGAGGAGCUCCACUCUGCACUCAUCAUCUCACGAGCCUUGGCUAGCAGGGACCCCCAGCUUGAGGCUGAUAUCCUGUACCUCAAAGGAACUGUGGAGAGGACCCUGAUGUCACUAGGCACACUCAGACAUCAGACAGUGGUAGAAACCUUCCUGGAGAGCAUCAGACUGGCUCAUUCUCACAGCCACAGUCUGCAGUUAAUCCACAUGUGCUAUAUGGAGAUAGCUCUAAUAUACCUGCAGCAGUGGCAAAAUACCACCACUGACCUUGCCGAACCUCCACUACCUACAGAACCUGCUGAAUCAGAUGAGUGCUCAGACUGGACUCAUGUGACACAGAGUCACUUACUUCUUUUCUGGGUUUGUCUGAGAGCUGCUGCAAGGACAAUGGAAGUGCUCACAAGCCAUGGCCAGUUGUGUGGCAUCACUACAGCAACAGAAGGCCCAAUUCCUCUUCUAUCUCUCAAAGCUCUCGCUGAUUUUGCCUCCAAUGAUCUACUCAGUCCUUGCGGUGGCAUGGCGGAGCCCAUGUUAGUUCACCACGGUUCUGCUCCAGAUAUGGACAUUGGGCUGAAAGUCAAGAGAUGCUCUGAGAUCACCUGGGUGCACCUCUCCCGCUACUAUACACAACUGCUCAAUCUGAGACACAUCUCCACACAACCAAUGGCAGGGCAGAGUGUGGAGGAGUUUAUGUCUCCAACUGCUGAUUCGAAUUUAACUCUCAAACUCACUCAGUUACACAACUUCUUCAGUGAUCACCUAGCAACUUACAAAGAGCAGUGUGUUAUACCUGAUCCUCCAUAUGCCCUCAUUCUGGGGCCUCAGACUAUACAGAUGGUGUCAGACCUGUGUCCAUGGGCCACGCUGAACACACACCGGCUCUGCAUUCAGUGGCAUCGACCCAGACUAGCAAGCAGUGGACUAGCAGCCAAAACGAUAAUGCUGGUCUUUGCGCUGAAUAAAGCACCGAUGUCUGACACACAGCCUGCCGCUGACAUAAAGGCUGGACACAGGCUUAUCUCUACAGACAGUUUGAAAGCUCUGCAUGUCCAGCUGAUCUCAGUGUGUGUGGAGGCCAAGAUGGAUUCGAGUGUGUCUGUCUCUUCUACACCCAGAAUGACCACCUCUGUCAGCUGCAUACAGGAGAGUGAGCAUGGCAGCAGGACCCCUGUUAAAGCCAGCACCAGCAGACAACCACAGAUGCUGCUGGAGAAAACCAGGCAUAUCUGUACUGAGAUAAGAAAUCUUCUGAAGCCUGAUUUAAAAGCAAAUCCCAUCACAAAGGUACCUUUUGAGCCAAGUGUUCAGAUCUUGUGCGACCUGGAGUGCUGCUUUAACCCUUCAUCAGGAGCCACUUUGGAGGACAGAGCACUAAGUGACUGGCUCUUCUCUCUUCUCACCUGACACUACAACAACUCAAAGACACCAAAGAGGCAGCUGUCUUAAGGGAAUGCUCUAGUGUUUUUCAAACUUAUCUCUAUCUACUGGAUCAAAACUCGCAACUCAUUUUAUCUACUGGAUCAAAACUCAUCUAUAAAUGUUAAACAGCUUGUCUGUUAACUCCUUUUCUCAGUACAGAGGAACAUCAAAGUUUUUGUAUGUGGUAA